UCUUCAUUCGAUGUCUCCUACUGCGCAGGUGCCUGCCACACGCUCCAUCAACUCUUCUCUCUCUCUCUUCACCAACCACAGUUCCAUAUUUCUGCUGCAAGAAUCCCUUCAUUUUCGCCAAGACAACAUCUUUUGACUUCCUACAAAGUUUUAUUUAUGUGGGGAACUUAGAUGCAACCUCAUAUAAAUAUUGCCCCCAUAGUUAAGUCUAAAAUGGCAAUGGGCGACGUCAACGAGUGGGGAUGUUUCUAGCAAGAAGACAAUGGGAAGGUUCCUAAGAGGAUUCACAAGUCCGAGAGAGAGAGAGAAGAUGAAACGCGAGAAUUUGAACGAGCUUUUUUUUGCUUUAGCAAAUUCUUUAGAACUAUCUGAUCAGAACAACGGUAAGGCUUCUGUUUUGAUUGAAGCCUCUCGAACAGUGAAAGACAUGCAGGAUCAGAUCAAGUGUCUUAAAAAAGAGAAUGCCACCUUGUUGUCUGAAUCCCAAUAUGUAACUGUUGAGACGAACGAGCUAAAGGAUGAAAAUACUGCUUUGGAGGCUGAGAUUGGUAAACUUCGGACAGAGAUCAACUCAAAGACCAAGUUGCAACUCGACCUAAAUAUGGCCCCUCCUGAAUGUCACAACCAAGAGCAGGGAUCACACAAUAUUGAUAGCCCUUUUGUCUUUCCUGUCAUGAAACAUGGACCACAAGGACAUAUUGUAAGUCCACAUCUUGCCACCUUCUGCUCGAACAUCCAAGGUCAUCCGGUGGUCGGUAUUGAACACCUUGCAUCUCAGCAUAUUUCUGUAGUGAGCAAACCACAUGCUCGAUACCUCACUCCAGCCGACAAAUGGCCGUCUCAAGUUCUAGAAAAGCACCCCGAGUUAGGAAAAGCAGUUCAUCAAGGUUAUAGAUACGGCAAAUGAUAUGCAGGUUGCAUCCUGCAUCUCUACUUAGAUAUGUAUAUUUCGGUUCUGGUUAGUUUAGCUGUCUUCACGAAUUUAGACUAUCCCGAUACAACACUUGGCACGUAGAACCGGGAAUCAGAAAGUAGUAUGGUUUUGUUUCCAUGGUAAAUGAAAGUCUAUAUAUUUCUCCAUUUUCUCAUUCUGUUUCAAGAUUGAUAUGAUGAAUCAAAUUAUACUUUUCAAUGA
This is a messenger RNA of Salvia miltiorrhiza (redroot sage), 1135 nucleotides long. RefSeq names its product transcription factor bHLH47-like. The coding region runs from base 263 to 907 and encodes 214 amino acids. Gene Ontology annotation, molecular function: protein dimerization activity. The transcript is spliced from 5 exons. NCBI's taxonomy places the organism in Eukaryota, Viridiplantae, Streptophyta, Magnoliopsida, Lamiales, Lamiaceae. The record is from RefSeq and is a predicted model, not a curated record.